This is a messenger RNA of Marmota monax (woodchuck), 900 nucleotides long. Its product is annotated as putative speedy protein E7. Gene Ontology annotation, biological process: positive regulation of cyclin-dependent protein serine/threonine kinase activity. The record is from RefSeq and is a predicted model, not a curated record. Lineage: Eukaryota; Metazoa; Chordata; Mammalia; Rodentia; Sciuridae. Bases 1 to 900 code for a protein of 299 amino acids. Gene Ontology annotation, molecular function: protein kinase binding. The transcript has 8 exons.
AUGGAGAUGAAGGAGCUGGAGACGGAGGAUCUGGAGACGGCAAUCGGUGUCUCUGCUAAUGCCAGCGAAUGGCUUCCCUCUCAAGUCCUGGAAAAUCAGCCGUCGCUGGUGCUGCUGGAACGUCAGGCAGGGCAGCGGGGAGACGUGGUGUCGGACUCCAGGGAGAGAGAAGGGUGGGCAGAAAAGCAGAGGACAGAGGCCCCUGCCCAACAGCCCCUGGCUGCCCCACAGAACAGCAGCCCUCUGGCCUCUUCGGCAGCUGUUCCUGAGCAGAGAAGCAGGAGGAAGAAGGGCCAGAAGAAGAAGCAGGCGAAUGCCAAGGCAGCCACCCAGGAGGGCAGCUCUGCCGCCUCCACAGCAGCCUUCUCAGAAGCCAUUUCCCAGCUGAAGCUCUGGAGGAGGAGGGAACAGAAGAACAUAUGGACUGUCGACCACAUUCAGGGGACAAAACUGAGGAUGAACAAGAGGAGAAGGCCCAGUUACCGCCCUGAGGACCAGGAAGCCUUCUACCGACUUCUGGAGGAUCCUGUUAUCCAGAGCUUCCUGGAGGCCGACAUUUUCCUCAAAGUGUCUGACAAGUACCUGCUGUCCAUGGUGGUGGAGUACUUCGGCCGUGUUGGGCUUCCUGGACACCUCUACAACAGGGUCCACUUCUUCCUGGCUCUCUACAUCGCCUCUGACAUGGAGGAGGACAACCCUACCCCCAAGCGCAGCAUCUUCCAGUUCCUGCUGGGCAAGGAGCACUGGCCCGACUUCUACAAGGAGUUCCUGAAGCUCAAGGUGGAAUUCUUCCACGCCAUGGGGCACCAAGCCUGGGUCACCCCAGAGCUGUGUGAGGAGAUCCAGGCCCAGAAUCCACACCACUGGGUCUGGAGCAGGGUGCGCCAGUGCGCCCCCUAG